CUCAUGUGCUUUACUUAGGGUUGGGUUAGAGGCGACAGGUUCUUCCCUAGGGUCCCUCUUCGGCAUUGGAGCUCCUCCUUUUCUUCUUUCCUCUUACCUUUUCCUUCCCCUUCUUGCUCUCUACUCCACCUUCGUUGUCUGUCUUGUUUUGGAAACUUCAACCCAAGGGACCACAAGGCAAUGGCGUCUCUCGAUCUACCCUUCUGACGGCAAUGGCUUCAUCACGAGGGAAUUGAUCCUGCCUCCUAUUCACCAAGUACAAAUCUUGCUUAGGCGUAUCUUCAAUUUCGAAUGGGAUCUUGGUGAAGGUUGUUUUUGGAGACACUAGUGCACUCCACUCUUCAAUCUGGUCCCCGCAUACAAAAGAACAGGGACACUAUUAGUGAUUCUGAUUCUGGGCUACAUAGGAAGUAUACUAUUCACGAUGGAAAAGGAAAUCUAUUUCCCUUAAUAAGCUUUGCCAACAAGCAGGGUUUGUAGUGGAUCAGCACCGAUGGGAGCAUGAUUUGGAGUACUCGGCGAUGAUCGGAGUGUACUUGGCGACGAUCGGAGUGUACUUGGCGACGAUUGGAGUGCCUUGGUCUUGUCCGGAGGAUAAGCAAAGAGAAAAAGGAUUUAAUUGAUGAAGCAGGUUGUGAUUUGCACGGGGCUAAUAGUAUUAGGGGUAGUAAAGGGGCUUUAGUUCCCUUCAACAGUUUGGGUAGCAAGGGAUUACUGAGGAUUGGAAAAGAUGGGGCUCAUGUUUGCAUUGAUGGGGUUAAUACCCCUCUUUUUGUUGGUUAAUUUUCAAGCAUAGAUAAGGUGGCAAGCUACAGGUUGGGGACUGUUUGUUGUCAAAAUCCUUACUCCCCCAUGAAACUGGUUAAAUAGGUGGGGAUGUCCAGUAGUUUUUGAUGCCCAUAGUGACUCUCUUUUCUACUUUAGUAGCUCUAUUUAGCCUAUACAACGACUGCAAUUGUAAUAAUCUGUAGUUGCAAAU
Molecule: messenger RNA, 979 nt
Organism: Rubroshorea leprosula
Lineage: Eukaryota; Viridiplantae; Streptophyta; Magnoliopsida; Malvales; Dipterocarpaceae
Source: the annotation of a GenBank genome assembly